AUACAGUCCUUCAUUUCUUACUCGGACUCUGCUUUCUAGUCUCCUCCUCUCCUUGAAAAAUCAUGGGUCCGUACCGAUCAUCGUCGCCGAUCAUGGCGAUCCUCCUCCUCGCCAUGUUCGCCGUGUCCUCCGCCGCCGACAUGUCGAUCAUCGCUUACGACAACAACCACGCUUCUUCCUCUGACAGCGGGAGGUCCGACGACGAGGUGAUGUCACUUUACGAGAGGUGGUUGGCCGAGCACGGCAAGGCGUACAACGGCUUGGGAGAGAAGGAGAAGCGGUUCCAGAUCUUCAAGGACAACCUCAAGUUCAUCGACGAACACAACGCUCUCAACUUGAGUUACAAGCUCGGUUUGAACAGGUUCGCCGAUCUGUCCAACGACGAGUAUCGGUCAACGUUCCUAGGGACCAAGCCCCGUGCUAUGAAUAGGUUGUCCAAGACCAAGAGCGACCGGUACGCGCCACGUGUCGGCGAUCAGUUGCCUGACUCUGUUGAUUGGAGGAAGGAAGGCGCCGUCACCGCUGUCAAAGACCAGGGCCAGUGUGGGAGUUGCUGGGCAUUCUCAACAAUCUGUGCUGUGGAAGGAAUCAAUAAGAUUGUGACUGGCGAUCUUAUCUCACUAUCUGAGCAAGAGCUGGUCGACUGUGAUAAAACUUACAAUGAAGGAUGCAAUGGAGGUCUCAUGGACUAUGCCUUUGAGUUCAUCAUUAACAAUGGUGGCAUUGACAGCGAAGAUGACUAUCCUUACAAAGGAUAUGAUUCCACAUGUGACACCUACAGGAAAAAUGCCAGGGUGGUUUCAAUUGAUUCUUAUGAAGAUGUUCCCACAUACGAUGAGAAAGCAUUGAAAAAGGCUGUUGCCAAUCAGCCAAUUGCUGUUGCUAUUGAAGGAGGAGGCAGGGAAUUCCAGUUAUAUUCAUCAGGUGUGUUUACUGGACGGUGUGGGACAGCACUAGACCAUGGUGUUGCUGUUGUUGGAUAUGGCACAGAACAUGGAAGUGAUUACUGGAUUGUGAGGAAUUCAUGGGGUGACAGCUGGGGAGAGUCAGGUUACAUCAGAAUGGAGCGUAAUCUAGGUAACUCCGCAACCGGGAAAUGUGGAAUUGCAAUGGAGCCUUCUUACCCAGUCAAGAUAGGACAGAAUCCCCCUAACCCUGGUCCAUCCCCUCCAUCGCCAAUAAAACCUCCUCAGGUUUGUGACAACUACUUCUCCUGCCCCGAGAGCAACACCUGCUGCUGUAUCUAUCAGUAUCAAAACUACUGCUUUGCUUGGGGAUGCUGUCCUCUUGAAGGCGCCACCUGCUGUGAUGACCAUUACAGUUGCUGCCCAUCAGACUACCCCGUCUGCAAUGUCAAUGCAGGAACCUGUCAGCUGAGCAAGGGCAAUCCAAUGAGUGUGAAGGCAUUGAAGCGCACACCGGCUAAAGCUCACUGGACUUUGGGAGGUGGUGCCAAGCACAGCAGUUCUUAAGCAAAAUACUCGGCCCUUUCUACAGUCGUAACAGGGCGAGGAGGGAAGAGAAAUCAGAGCUUGCUUGAUCUUCUCCUUCUUUGCAUAGCGUACAGCUUACUCCUCAAAUCCACCGUUUAGAUUCCAAGAAGUGGAUGGUCUUUUAUGGAUUAUUUCAGACGCUGAUCUAUCUGUAUAUACUAGUCUAUUUAUAUGUUGCAUUUGAGUUCAAAGAAAAGACAAACAAGAUUGUUGUCAGCUACCAAUAUGCUUUGUAUAUUCAGAAACUAAUUUGGCAUUAUUGGCUUUUUAUAAAAGUGCUUCAUUCCAAUACUGUCU
Messenger RNA from Fragaria vesca subsp. vesca, 1790 nucleotides. Its product is annotated as cysteine proteinase RD21a-like. Gene Ontology annotation, cellular component: lysosome. The transcript is spliced from 5 exons. The record is from RefSeq and is a predicted model, not a curated record. Bases 63 to 1472 code for a protein of 469 amino acids. Gene Ontology annotation, molecular function: cysteine-type endopeptidase activity. Lineage: Eukaryota; Viridiplantae; Streptophyta; Magnoliopsida; Rosales; Rosaceae.